Orbicella faveolata is the source of this 3083-nucleotide messenger RNA. RefSeq lists its product as uncharacterized. NCBI's taxonomy places the organism in Eukaryota, Metazoa, Cnidaria, Anthozoa, Scleractinia, Merulinidae. Gene Ontology annotation, molecular function: GTPase activity; GTP binding. The record is from RefSeq and is a predicted model, not a curated record. Gene Ontology annotation, cellular component: mitochondrion.
CAAACCUUCUCUUGGGGGACGGGUGCCAAUUACAAAAUUUCCCGUGCUUUGAAAAUUUCAAAAUGGCGGACGUAGUGAUCCGUUCUUGUAGGUUUCGCGUAUUUUCUCCUUCUUGUUGUAGGGCAUUGUCAGGUGUUCGACAGCUGAAAACGGCUGCAAAUUUGCGUAAAGCAGCUUUUGGACAAACGGUGCUGAAGUUGAAUACCGGGUCUAAAUUUAUAUCAGUGACCAAAGUGUGUGCAUCCUGCACAAAAAUAAGAAAACUGUCUAAUCCCUCAAGUGUUGCUGUACCAAGUCAAGUUAUUACUGCUAAAAGUACUGAAAUACAGAAGUCUAAGAAAUACCAGCCCCUUCAAGUUAUGCCAUUUUCUUUGACACAAGGAGGCAAGUGUGCUGCUCAUGUGUUGCAGAAACACAAGCCAAAAAGAGCGUUAGUGUUUGUGCGAGCUAGGGUUCUAGCUGUGGAACUUGCAAAAGAAUUGGAGGAAUACGGCCUGAAGUGUUCGGUACCCAAGAGUGAGGAUAAGGCUGGCAGUGAGACUGAGUCAGAUGGAAUCAGUUUAGAGGAAGUUACAUACAUGUACAGUCUGUACCCAGUGACAAUGGACACAGAGACUUUGGACACAAAGGCAAUGGACAGACAAUCAGUGGAGAAAUUGUCAACAGAGACACAGCCAACAGACAGACAAUCAAUAGAAGAAAACUCCAUGGACAGACAAAUGGUGGAUGAUGAACAGAUUGAGGAUGCUGAGCCAGGAAUAACCGUGCUGACAGAGGAUGAUGUUAAGUCCAUGGAGGACCUCCUUCCUGUGGAUCUCAUUGUAUUAGUUCAACAGCCCAUGUCUGGCAGAUCAUUCACACUGUUCUGUUUAAAAAAGACACAUGUUAAGGUUAAGCCGCUCGAUGUGGUGCUUCUCUAUGCGCACAAUGAUAUUCCCUUCUUAAGAGAGAUGCAAACUCAUGUCAAUGUUAAGAAGCUAGUACCACCUUCAUUCUACGAUGUGACAGUGAUGACUGAAGGUGUACCGUCAGUUCAAGAGGAAUCCGCGGUGACGCCUGGAAGACGUUUGAUAGAACCCCCACCACCUUCGAUCACAGCAACCAUCCCGCCAAAACUCGUCCCGUUUAAACGGUUUCAACCUCCGGUUCCUGUCCCAAGCAAGCGACCUGAACGCCAUGGGCUGGACGACCGCGCCCGCAUCUAUGUCCGUGGUGGGGGUGGUGGCCAGGGCUCACCUAACUUUGGAGGAAUGGGAGGAGAUGGUGGGGAUGUGAUUGUACAAUGUCUUCCAUAUGGCACUUUAGCUCAUUUCACUCUUAAAGAAAACCGACGAAUUAUAGCAGAACAUGGCACCUCGUUUAGGAUUGACGAAAAAGGUAGGAAACACCGUGCAAUCCGUGGACGGGACACAAUCAUACCAGUCCCUGUUGGAACCACUUUGUCGACGGAUGACGGACGAAUUAUCGGGGAAUUAGAAGAAAUAGGGUCCAAAAUUGUGGUGGUUAAAGGUGGCCGAGGUGGUUCAGCUGCAACGGUGAACUGGUGCGGAGAGAAGGGCGAGAGAAAUAUUGUGAGACUGGAGAUGAGACUGCAUUCGGACAUUGCUCUUGUUGGGUUUCCAAAUGCUGGGAAAUCCACCCUGCUUGGUGCCAUCAGCAAUGCGACUCCAAAAACGGCGGAUUACGCUUUUACAACCAUGCGUCCCAGCAUUGGAAUGGUGGAAUACUCCGAUCAUUCUCAGGUGCGAGUAGCUGACCUUCCGGGUUUAAUAGAAGGUGCAUCGAGUAACAGAGGACUUGGUCACGCUUUUCUCAAACACACCGAAAAAGCUAAAGCCCUGGCCCUAGUUGUGGACGUUGACGGCUUCCAUUUCAACGACAAAUUUCCUGCUAGGACAGCAUUUGAAAACAUCUGCAUUUUACUCAAGGAGCUGUUUGUGUACAAGAGAGAGUUACUAAAUCGACCCAAGAUGCUUAUUGUCACAAAGCUUGACAGGAAAGGCGCCACUGGGAGAUUUCAGGCUUUGAAGCACAAAUUAAACUCUAUCCACGAACAUGAAUCCCUUCUUUCAGUUCUACAAGAAAUCUCUUCAAACAGCCCAACAACCCAGGAAAAUGCCAACUUGAUAGAAUUAACUGAGGAGCUUACAAGAACGAGUUUUGAUUUCGUUGUGCCAUUUUCCGCCGUGACAUCAUUUGGUCUAGAAGACCUUCGUGAUAAAAUCAAAGAGCUAACAUAGAUGGAGCAUUCAUAGGUUUCAAUAAAAUUAAUUUACAUAUGUGGUAUUCGUCAAAGAAAGAAUAAAGCACGGCAGAUCAUUGCACAUGUUUCAUGGCCGUCCCCUCUUCCUCUUACCCUGGAGGUUUGAGGACUGGGCUUGCCUCGUGAUGUUGUUUGAAGGCUUGCAGAGAGUGUGAUGUGCCCCGUAUCUAUUAUCUUGGCUGCUCAAACGAAGGAAAGUUAUGGAUCAUCGAGGUUUCAAGCAACGGCUGCAUCUAUCUAUAUGAUUGUAAUGAUGGUGGUGUGGUUCCGUCACACAGGCAGAUCAAAGUUAAACAAUCAACCUUGAACAAGAUGACAACUUAAGUCAUGAAGCCAUUAGAUAGUAAACGACGAUGUUGCUCGCAUGGCACAAAUGGAAGGAGUGGCCAUGGACAGCAACUGAGAAAGCUAUUUUUUUUUCUUGCAACGACUGGUUUGAAUGUAUAAGUGGAUCCAGAGAAUGGGCCUUAGUGGGAUCUAUCAGCCGACUCGUGGAAGUAAACGUCACUUUUUCGGAGAAUGAAAGAACGUUUGAUCUCUUCCCGAGCCCAGUGUACAUGUUUGGCAUUGCAGUGGAUGACAACAGAUUCCUGUUUUAUGUCACUAAACAGUGCAGUAAAAGUAGAUGUCUUCUCAAGUUUAAUUACGAGAUCAAUUUUGAAGGCAUCAAGAUGUUGCUUUUGAGGUCUUCUCUAACUUUCCUUGUAAACUAGAAGAGUGUGGAAGCAAUGAACGGCAAAUUUGGUGACUUUUCCUACAUUUAUCCGAGAACAAUUUGAUGUAAUUUGUCAUUGCUCAAGAAUUAAACUGGAUGCUUCCA